CAUCAAUAUCGCACUUUCAUAAAGAAACCCGCUUUAAGCUCAAUAGCCAUGUCGGCGACAUCAAUUUCAUCGACGCUGGAUCAUAUUGUCUUGCUGCUGCCGCACACGACUCUUUCGAACCUCCCCGGCUGGAUCACUGACUCAUUCACGGUUCUGGAUGGCGGGCGACACACAAACCGCAUAACAGAAAACAAACUCAUUGUCUUUUCGGACGGAACCUACAUUGAACUGAUUGCCUUUGUCGAUGGGGUGGACCCCGAGAAGCGCGCUGCUACGCGGUGGGGCCAAAAGGCCGAAGGAGAAGUCGUCGACUGGGCUCUGACCCUGCUGGAACGCGACGGAGAGCAAAAAUCACAACCCGAGCAAUUUUUUCCAGAGAUACAGGCCAGCGUCAAUGCUGCGCAGACGCAGUUUUCUUUCGCAGAUCCGGUCGGCGGCGGAAGGACGGCGCCGGACGGAACCGAGCUGCGCUGGGCUAUCUCGGCCCCUCGAACCUCGAGCUCCCAGUACGGUGUCAGCGGAGGGACUGUCCAUUUGGACGAAGGGGAGCUGCCAUUCUGGUGCCUUGACCGUACGCUACGCCAUUUGAGAGUACCUCAUCUAUCGCCAGAAGAAGUAAAUCAUGCAUGCCUCGCAACCGGCGUGGCGGGUAUUUCGGUGCGAGUUGACUCACCAGAGCAAGCCAUCGGGCUAAGCAAAGUAUACAACGUUAUUUUGGGCUCAGGUGCUAAGCCCUCUGCUGCGGACUCAUCCAGUGCGACAUUCCGGUGGGAACUGCAGGUGCCCGCUCUGAAGUCAUCACCUCAACCAGCCCACCUUACUAUCCAAUCGACUCAGACGGACACGGUUGGCGUAGAGACAUCUUAUCCAAACUCUCGAGGGGGUCCAGGGUCGGCACGUGUGACUAUCGCUUUGUUUGCAAGGACAAAGAACUCGAGGACUCUGAGCGGCGAUAUUGGAAACGGGCAGAUACUUGAUAUUUCCAUCAUUCCUGAAAGCAAACAGCUACGCAUAGUUGAUGUCUAGCAUUAGUACGUUAUUUUGGGCCAUCGGAAGUCAGUUUCGAGUCUGAUAACGAUUUUAUCAAUUAUGACGGAG
Lasiosphaeria miniovina is the source of this 1098-nucleotide messenger RNA. Its product is annotated as glyoxalase-like domain-containing protein. The transcript has a single exon. NCBI's taxonomy places the organism in Eukaryota, Fungi, Ascomycota, Sordariomycetes, Sordariales, Lasiosphaeriaceae. The coding region runs from base 49 to 1026 and encodes 325 amino acids. The record is from RefSeq and is a predicted model, not a curated record.